AGGUGACGCCUGGGCUCGGCCGUGGCUCGGGGCGGGCGGGACGAUGGCAGCGGCAGCCGGGCGGCUCCUGGCGGCGACCGUGGCUCGGUCGGGCCGUGCGGGCUGGGGCGAGCCGUGCCGGGCCUCGGUCGUGCCGCUGGUGCCCUCCCGGGGCGCCAUCGUCACCCGCAGCGGCGCCAUUUUGCCCAAGCCAGUUAAGACGCCCUUCGGCCUCCUCAGAGUGUUCAGCGUCGUGAUCCCUUUCCUGUAUGUUGGUACUCAGAUCAGUAAGAACUUUGCAGCCUUACUUGAAGAACAUGAUAUCUUUGUCCCAGAGGAUGACGAUGACGAUGAUUAAAAGCACUGGAACAGAAGAACAGAAGGGAAAAGGCCAUUGACAAAACAAUAGUUCUAACAUCUGUCACCUGUGUUUUGUCCUUCCUAAACGGGACAGGGGGCUUUGUAUCCCCUUUUGCCAGUGAGUGUCCUGCAUCUCUGUACGAUGGAAAUCUGUAGAUCAGGGUUGAAGGAAGUGCUUGAUAGGCCCUGCAUCCUUGCACACACACACUCACCUCAUCAAGGACUGCUUGGGAUGCCUUUAAUUAGCAACAUGGGAAACACUUAAUUAAAGAUCAAGAGAUUGACAUGUA
Molecule: messenger RNA, 629 nt
Organism: Corvus hawaiiensis (hawaiian crow)
Lineage: Eukaryota; Metazoa; Chordata; Aves; Passeriformes; Corvidae
Gene: SMDT1
Product: single-pass membrane protein with aspartate rich tail 1
Exons: 3
Coding region: 44-337 (97 amino acids)
Biological process (GO): mitochondrial calcium ion homeostasis; calcium import into the mitochondrion
Cellular component (GO): mitochondrial inner membrane; uniplex complex
Source: RefSeq, a predicted model, not a curated record